GACCUUAAAUAUAUCGAGGUGGCUAAUUGAUGUAUAAUAAUUUACAAAAUUAUUCUUCUAUGCUACAGAGCUACAAUUCAAUUUACAGUAGUAAAUAUGAGGGCCUUCUUAAGGAACCAGAAAUAUGAGGAUAUGCACAAUAUUAUUCACAUUUUACAGAUCAGAAAAUUGAGGCACAGAUUAAGUAACUUCCCAAGGCUACCAGGCAUUCUAGCUCCAGAAACUGUGCUCUUACCAUUCUGCUACAAGGUAUUUCGAAAAAAAGAAAAAGUAAAAAGAAGUCAAAAGGCAACAGAGUUCAUUGAUUAUUCCAUAGAACAGUCACACCAUGCAAUUCUCACACCCUUGCAGACACACUUGACCAUGAAAGGUUCCUCAAUGAAAUGUUCCUCAUUAUCUUCAGAAGCCAUAUUAUUCACAUUGACUUUGCAGUUAACUCAGACCCUAGGUCUGGAAUGCUGUCUUCUCUACUUAUCCAAAACUAUACAUCCACAGAUCAUAUAAACUCUCAGCCCUGCUGCAAAGCCUUUCCAGAAAAAUAAAAAUGGUUGAAAAGGCAAUUCUGCUACCAAUGACUGUUUAAGCCCAGCCAAGUAACUGAACCAUUCCAACUUCAAUUUACUUAUGAAAAGAAUUUGAUGAUGUAGGAGGUUAUUUCAAUUCUAAAAUACAAACCCAUGUUGAUCUUUCUCAAUCUUGAACUCAUAGAUUAUUAUCUAUUAUCUCAAUUUAGUUUGUUAUUUAUCCUAGUGGGCCAUUAAAAACUACCACAUGUGUUUCUGUCUCUCCAUUAGUCAAUAACUAAACUAACGAGCAAUUAGUAAGCCAUGUGCCAGAUGCUCCGCUAGGCACCAGAGGGAUAAAAACAAUACUUAUAGUAUACCACUAAUUUUCGCUUAGUAACUAGUGAAAUGUUCAAGUCAUGCCUGAGUCAAGAGUUGAGGAGACAUUACAAUGUGUAAUGGAAACCAAGGAAAGUGAAACUUUGGAUAAGUGGGGACUAGUGUAUUUAUAUAUUUAAUUGAUUUCUGACUCUAUCAUUGGCCUCCAAACACAGAUUGUGUUUUUCUUUGGUUUUGUUUUCUUCACUAUGGGAUCUUCUGUGCCCAGCACAGUGCCUGACACAUAGAAAACAAUCAAAUAUUUGCUGAAUAAAUGAUUAAAAAAUCAGAGAACUUUCCCAUUCUGUUUGGAUCUAUAGAACAUCCAGAGUAAGUGAUGAGGGCCUCUGCAUUUAUAUGCGCUUAAAUUAAGAUUAUGUGAGAAAAGUUUAAAGACACUUAGUAGAGUGAUUUUGAAAUAUAGUAAACACUUGGAAAUGGUGGUGCUUUAAAAAGAUAUUAAUAGAUAAUAUGAAAAUCUCCAUCUCAAAAAUAAUGCAUAAACUAUUUAAAGGAAAAUCACAUCUCCAGGCUUUCAAUGUUUGUUCAUUACUUUUUCAUAUAUUUUUACCAUCUGCUGAAGGCAGUCAUAUCAAAGGGUAAAGAAAGAUGGGAGGAAAACUCAGUAAGAAUUAUAUUAGUCUGUUUGCAAAGUAGAAAAAGAUUCUCAUCACUCAACCUUAUGAGCAGGAAGAGGGAAGGCUGUUUGAGAACCAUUUACUUAGCAGAACCACAUAUUUUAGACACUUCCCUGCAUUAACUGCACAAACAAUAUGUUUGCAAACUUGUUAGAUCAACCUCCAACAACGACACAUUCAGGAGUUAAAUAUUUUUCAUCAAACAUUGGAUUUUUCCUUAACGCUAGAGAUUGCUACAAAUCUUCUGAAGGGUCUCAAUGGCUUCAGGCUAAGAAGAGAUUUCUCCCUGUUAUAAGCAGCAAGACAAAUUAGCCAUUUCACUCUCAAACUUCACUAAUGAUCACAUUCUUUCCAAAAGGAACUCUAGAAGACCAAAUGCCCCGAGUUAAGAACAUCAAAACUAACCAUCUGAAGAAACUUCCCAAGUGUAAGACUCUGCCAUUAAAACAUUACCGAGAGGGGACUCAAACAGUCUUUCUUCCUUUGUCGUGUUUCUUGCUCCCAGACCAAGGCACUGACGACAGUACUGAUACAUAAUUUAAAAGCACACUCCCUUCCACUUUGUAAUACCAGAACUCUAAUUGGACACCCUGAAGCUUAGGACUACCAGCCAUACAAAUAGUAAACUCUGUCCACGAUUCACUCAUCUGUGUAUUUUCUAUAGAUGUUUACUAGGCGUUUGUUAUAUAAAAAUACCCCGGCCAGGCACGGUGGCUCACGCCUGUAAUCCCAGCACUUUGGGAGGUGGGUGGAUCACCUGAGGUCGGGAGUUCGAGACCAGCCUGACCAGCAUGGUGGAACCCCCAUCUCUACUAAAAACACAAAAAAUUAGCCGGGCGUGGUGGCACAUGCCUGUAAUCCCAGCUACUCAGGAGGCUGAGGCGGAGAAUUGCUUGAACCCGGAAGGUGGAGGUUGCGGUGAGCUGAGAUUGCACUAUUGCACUCCAGCCUGGGCAACAGGAGUAAAACUCCCCCCCACCCAAAAAA
Homo sapiens (human) is the source of this 2506-nucleotide messenger RNA. It is a transcript of the gene PBOV1, whose product is annotated as prostate and breast cancer overexpressed 1. The coding region runs from base 97 to 504 and encodes 135 amino acids. The record is from RefSeq and is marked reviewed. NCBI's taxonomy places the organism in Eukaryota, Metazoa, Chordata, Mammalia, Primates, Hominidae. The transcript has a single exon. Gene Ontology annotation, cellular component: cytoplasm; nucleus.